UUUUCAUACCUAUUGGCUAUUACUAGUAUUACUUGUUAGAAGCGCCACUGCAAAACAAACGAACAUCAAAUUUCCUCUUCGAAUUUAAUACUCUCCUGUAUUUUCAUUGAAAUUAUUAUUAAAAACAUGGCACAAGCUGAAGUUGAGAUGUCUGAAUUGGAAGAAUUACAAACAAAAAAAUUAUGGCAUCAAUUGACUUUAAAACUUUUGACCUAUGUUAAGGAUACAAAUAUUCAAAAAAAAGUUGAUUUGUUGAAUUUCUACAAUAAAUUUAUUCAACCAAUAGAGAGCAAAAUGAAUUCUUUUGCUUUGGUUGAAAUUGUUUCGUAUGUAAUUCCAUUCAUCAAGGAACCAAAGGAAGCCGUUAUAUUUUUAGAAACUCUGGAACCCAAAGUUAAAGACAAAGUUGAAGCUUUAAUUUUUGCUAAGGUUCUAAAAGGUGAAAUACUUUUAGAUAAAUUGAAAAAUCAACAAGAUUGUUUGGUCGUUAUUACUGAUGUUGAUAAAUUGCUGAGUGAUCUGGAUGAAAUAUCCCCAGUACAUAGCCGGUAUUAUUUGUUAGCCAGUCAUCUAUAUCGUAUUCAAGGAAAACACACUGAAUACUAUCGCACUUGUUUGAAGUAUUUGGGCUCUAUUGACUUGUCUACGAUUAGCCAACCAGAUCAAGUAAGAAACGCAUUUUUAUUGGGACUUGCUGCGUUAUUAAGUGAUGACAUCUAUAAUUUGGGUGAACUGCUGAUGCAUCCCAUUUUAGAUUCAUUAACCAAUACAACAAAUUAUUGGUUAGUAGAACUGUUAAAUGCUUUCAACACUGGAAACAUCACAAAAUUUGCCAAAAUGAAGCCGCAGUGGGCUUCCAUACCUGAUAUAGCAGUCCAAGAACAUAAACUCAGACAAAAAAUUUCCCUACUUUGUUUGAUGGAAAUGACAUUCAAACGUCAAGCUAAAAACAGGUGUUUAUCAUUUCAAGAGAUUGCACUUGAGACACAAUUGUCAUUAGAACAGAUUGAAAUGUUGGUAAUGAAAGCAUUGUCAUUAGGUUUAGUCAGGGGUAAAAUUGAUCAAGUCAGUGAAGGUGUAUACUUGGAAUGGGUUCAACCAAGGGUGAUGAACAAAACGCCAAUAUCGGGUAUGAUUGGUAGACUGGACACAUGGUGUUCAGAAGUCAAGAAUAUGCAGUACAGGAUGCAAGAUGAAGCCCAAGAUUUUUUGAAAGUUUAAACAUUAUAUAGUAUAUUAUUAUUACGGUCUGUUUAUAAAAUAUUCUUUUCAAUUACAACAUACCUAACACUAAAAUGUAUUAAAUGUAUUUUAUAAGAUUAAUUGUUGUAAAACGUWCAAUAAAAUUGAGUGUGUAACAUAUUAA
Molecule: messenger RNA, 1366 nt
Organism: Diuraphis noxia (Russian wheat aphid)
Lineage: Eukaryota; Metazoa; Arthropoda; Insecta; Hemiptera; Aphididae
Gene: Rpn9
Product: regulatory particle non-ATPase 9
Biological process (GO): ubiquitin-dependent protein catabolic process
Cellular component (GO): nucleus; proteasome regulatory particle, lid subcomplex; cytosol
Molecular function (GO): structural molecule activity
Source: RefSeq, a predicted model, not a curated record